UUCGUCCACGCUGACCGCCAGAGGGUGUUGCAGCUCUGUUGUGUAACGGUGACACGUACGGUCACGGUGUCUGACAGGGGUCGGAUAAACGCAGGAGGUGAAGAAAAGAGCAUUUUAGUUAAAGCGUGAACCGAGUCUGAAGUCCGUAUGAUGAAUCACACGUUGGAACUUUUUUUGUCAAGACUUGCGUAUAUUCAGGUUGGCCUGAUUAGUGGCCUGGUCGUGGUAUUCCUCCAGGUGUGUGCUCGCUAGCUAGCUCAGCUACUAGGUUGCAGGGGGCAUGGGAGUUCUGACACCGAUUUGUUUUUGCAAGCUAGCAAGCUAGCUAUCGAACCGAGACAGUAUGAACAACACAUCAAGUUUUCGACAAGUCGAGCUGGUCAGGAUGGGCGAGCGACCUGCCCUCCCAGGGAUAACUCCCGUGCAGCAGAUGCUGGCGUCUGGUACCGGAGCCCUCCUCACGUCCAUCUUUGUCACCCCGCUGGAUGUUGUGAAGAUACGACUACAGACCCAGCAAACGCCUUUCUAUCGAGCUCUAGCCUGCGACUCUGCUCCCUGGAGCGGUGUGCUCCGACCCUCCAAGUGGAGGUGUUACCUGUACUGUAACGGGCUGAUGGACCACAUCUACGUCUGUCAGAAUGCCCCCAGCUGCUCCAGCUGGUACAGAACACCAACCCACUUCACGGGCACACUGGAUGCGUUUGUGAAGAUCACUCGUCACGAGGGGCUCAGGUCGUUAUGGAGCGGGCUGCCUCCCACGCUGAUAAUGGCGGUGCCUGCCACGGUCAUCUACUUCACCUGCUACGACCAACUCAGGGACUUCCUGCGCUACGGGCUUGGUUUCCAAGGCAACCACAUCCCCCUGGUGGCUGGCGGUCUGGCCAGAUUGGGGGCGGUGAGCGUGAUCAGCCCCCUGGAGCUGCUGCGGACCAAGAUGCAGUCCCAGCGGCUGUCCUAUGGGGAGCUGGGGGCCUGCGUCCGCUCAGCCGUGGCCCAGGACGGCUGGAUGUCACUGUGGAGGGGCUGGGGGCCCACCGUGCUGCGAGACGUGCCCUUCUCAGCGCUGUACUGGUUCAACUAUGAGCUGGUGAAGGCCCGGCUGUGUGAGGAACAGCAGGAGCAGCAGGCCUCCUUCUCCACCUGCUUCACGGCCGGGGCCGUCUCCGGGGCGGUGGCGGCCAUCUUGACUCUGCCGUUUGAUGUGGUGAAGACACGGAGGCAGAUCCAGCUGGGAGAGAUGGAGACACGAGGAGUUCCCGUGAAGAAAGCCACAUCCACAUGGUACAUGAUGAGGAGCAUCUGGGUGGAGUCAGGAUACAGGGGCCUGUUUGCAGGGUUCCUGCCCCGGGUCAUCAAGGUGGCUCCCGCCUGCGCCGUCAUGAUCAGCAGCUACGAGUACGGCAAGACCUUCUUCCAGAAGCUGAACAUGCAGCGAGCACAGACUGUCUGCUGAGGCCUGGACACGCGCGAGCACACACCCUACAAACUGGCUUUCUCAACACAGGGCGACAGACACACACACACACACAACCACCUCCUUUCUCAAACCCUGGUCCUCAGGGUCCCCUUGCCAUUGUUCUAGAUGUUUCCCUGCUCCAACACACUUGAAUCUAAUGAAUGGGUUGUUAUGAAGCUCGACAGAUGCCUGGGAAAGAUGUGAAUAUAUGAGUGCAUGAAAUCCAGCCUCUUACUUCACCCCCUCCUCCUGGCCUGAGUUCAGCAGAUUGGCCAAGGGAGGGAUAAUAUUUUUGACUACUGCUGUGAGUUUGCUCUCUCAAACUGUCCUAUGUCACACUUUGACACUAAGAUUGAAUGUGUUGAAUGAAGGUGGGAAUUUAAACUGUGAAUCUUUUUUCCCAGGGAGUCGUGAGAUGAGGUGAGCGUCACAGUCGGGAGUGGGGGGGGGGGGGGGGGCUUUUCUCUGGGAAGUUUGCUGUAACAGCAAGAUCAUCUAAUGUGAUGCCUUAUAGCCAGGAUGGCACAUAAGCACAUUGUCACAGAAAACAGUCCGUUUUAAAUGUCAGUGUUAGACUACAUGGCAGUACUGGACUACAUGGCAGUACUGGACUACAUGGCAGUACUGGACUACAUGGCAGUACUGGACUACAUGGCAGUACUGGACUACAUGGCAGUACAUGGCAUGUCAGCAUUUCAGCAUGUACAUAGCAUCUCAGUCAAGCCAACAGCACAAAGUGCGUCACCCUGCCUACAUACGCCCUCUGCUGUUCAGAUUUCACAGUGCACUUGAUGCAGGACCGCAUGGCAUGGUCAUGUUAGCCGCCUGACCUAGAUGAUGUAACCACAUGAACUGGUCAAUAAUCCUCUCAAUAAAGAAUAUCUGCAAGUCUAUAUACCAGAUCCACAGUACAGCUGGAAUAGAAUAAUUCAUUUAAAUCUCUGAUGCGAAAUCUCUGGAAUGUUAGCGCCAGGGUAAGGUUUCCUACUGUUAAACACACCAGAUCUUUUUUUAACAUUUUGGUUUAAAAACGUGGCCAUGUUUUGAGAGCUCAGUUAUUCAGGUUUUUUAUGUCUAGUUUAUGAUAGAUUGUAUACCUGAGUUCAUGAGACAUAGAGGGGGAAAGAAAAACUAGGCUUCUAACUUGAAGAAUUAUACAAUUCUGUCUUGAAAUAGUUUGAUUUAUAAUACAUUUGCCUGGUCAGAUGAUGAUACUGGGAUUAUUGCCUUUUUAUGUUUGUGUUCCCCGUUUUCCUUAUAAACCUGAAUUGUACUUAUGUAAUAAAAACGAUUUGAUAUGCAAUG
Messenger RNA from Hypomesus transpacificus, 2761 nucleotides. RefSeq names its product solute carrier family 25 member 39 (gene slc25a39). Gene Ontology annotation, biological process: mitochondrial transmembrane transport. Bases 344 to 1453 code for a protein of 369 amino acids. NCBI's taxonomy places the organism in Eukaryota, Metazoa, Chordata, Actinopteri, Osmeriformes, Osmeridae. The record is from RefSeq and is a predicted model, not a curated record. The transcript has 12 exons.